Capsicum annuum is the source of this 1765-nucleotide messenger RNA. Its product is annotated as EVI5-like protein. Lineage: Eukaryota; Viridiplantae; Streptophyta; Magnoliopsida; Solanales; Solanaceae. The transcript has 10 exons. The record is from RefSeq and is a predicted model, not a curated record. The coding region runs from base 387 to 1448 and encodes 353 amino acids.
CAUCCUGAAAACACGGGUUCACCAGUGAUGCCCAAAACACGGUCACACACACGCCAGCUAUGUUGUUUAACCAAUUCAUCAUUAUUCUUUAAUCUCUUUCUCUCUUUUCUUGGAAUAAUAAUAAUCAUAGUAACUUUGUGUAAAACAAAAAAAACAAGAAGAAAAUCAAAUCACAUGGUUUAAUUUUAGUGCUGGAAUUGUUUAUCCAGGGUGAGCAAAUGAGGAAAUCAUCCCACCACAAAGAUCAUUGGUGUUAGUAAAGUACUACUAUUUUUCAGGGUUUAGGAGAUGCUGUGUUACGGGUCCAUGCAGUUGGGAAUGCACGGAAAUGUUGCAGAAGUUGUCUAAUGUUCGGAGUGUAGUUUUGGGGCUGUUCUAGGUUAGCAAUGGAAAGUAAAGUAGUAGAUGAAAAUGACGAAGGACCCGCUGUUCCCAUGCGAGUUGAUAGAUUUGGUUUUGUGAGGCAGGAACAUAGUCCUAAUGAAGGUUUAGCAAGGAGCCGGUCGGCCUUUGAAUAUCAGAGAGAUGAAAGAAGGAUUAGGAAAUGGAGAAAAAUGAUAGGUGUUGGAGGAAUUGAUUGGAAGCAGUACGUUCGGAGGAAACCACAUGUUGUUAAAAGACGAAUACGCAAAGGAAUUCCUGAUUGUCUGAGGGGGCUUGUCUGGCAACUAAUUUCUGGAAGUCGGGACCUCUUGUUGUUGAAUCCUGGAGUUUAUGAGCAACUAGUCAUAUAUGAGACAUCAGCUUCCGAGUUGGAUAUUAUCCGUGAUAUUUCUCGCACCUUUCCUUCCCAUGUUUUCUUUCAGCAGAGACAUGGGCCUGGUCAAAGGUCUCUUUACAACAUUCUGAAAGCAUAUUCUGUUUUUGACCGAGAUGUUGGAUAUGUACAGGGCAUGGGAUUCGUGGCAGGUCUGCUUCUUCUUUACAUGAGUGAAGAAGAUGCAUUUUGGUUACUGGUUGCAUUGUUGAAAGGAGCUGUUCACACUCCAAUGGAAGGAAUGUACUUGGUAGGAUUGCCUCUUGUCCAGCAAUACCUCUUUCAGUUUGAUCGUUUGGUAAAGGAACACUUGCCAAAGUUGGGGGAACAUUUUGCUCAGGAAAUGAUAAAUCCCAGCAUGUAUGCCAGUCAGUGGUUCAUAACAGUUUUCUCGUACUCUUUCCCAUUUCACUUGGCUCUCAGAAUUUGGGAUGUCUUUCUUUUCGAGGGUGUUAAAGUCGUCUUCAAAGUUGGCUUGGCUCUAUUGAAAUAUUGCCAGGAUGACCUGGUAAAGCUGCCGUUUGAGAAACUCAUACAUGCUUUGCGCAACUUCCCUGAGGAUGCCAUGAAUCCAGAUUUACUGUUACCAAUGGCUUUUUCAAUCAAGGUUUCCAAGCAUUUGGUGGAACUGAAGCAGGAAUAUGACCAGCAGCAACAGCUGAAACGUCCUUCAUCCCCAGUCAAACAGUGAGAUAUACCAAAUGCAAAUACUUCCGGUCAGCCAGACAGCUUUUGUGCAUAAAACUUGGAUUCGUUAGUUCUCUGUUAAAAACAACUGUCUCAGCUGAUGUACAUAAACACAUUGAUCGGAAUAUCCGAUUCAUACAGUUUUCAGUACAAAAUAGAAAACUUGUGAUAGCUGUUUGAUCUAUUAUUUGGCAGAGAAGGCACCUCAAGCUCAGUCUUUGCCAUGAGGGUCAAUUGUACAAGUACUACUAGGCUUCUUACGUUAAAACAUUAUGUCCAUCGCUCUCUCCCUCUCUCUUGUUAAAGGUAGUUUUCUGAUCA